Messenger RNA from Physcomitrium patens, 1350 nucleotides. RefSeq lists its product as uncharacterized. The record is from RefSeq and is a predicted model, not a curated record. NCBI's taxonomy places the organism in Eukaryota, Viridiplantae, Streptophyta, Bryopsida, Funariales, Funariaceae.
UUCGGCAUACAACUCGUUUUGGAUUUCUUCUACCUUCUCAGUGCCUACACAUCUCAUAGUCGAGCUCAUUUGAUCUGGGAUUCUGCAUCUCGUCUGGAGCGCCGGUCAUCUAUAUUGUCAGAGAUUCCUUCCGUGCACUUUUUGGGUCCGGAUUGAUUAAGUUAUUCCACUCUUUUUGGAGCUGUGUCUGUCUGUGGAGCUGUGUGCACUCGGCUGGGUUGGAACGAUUCUGGCUCGCGCGCUGCCUUGAUCUGUAUCGAUAGAGGAAUGUUGGAGCUCGUAUGCGUCGUGUGCAUUGGUUUUUUAGUUUAAGAGUGAGGACUCGGGUGGUGUUUUAUUUGGGCUUUUCGUCACCAACCUGUCGACAACGUCGUGUUUGAGGGUGGAGCUGUUGUACCUUUGGAAUCGUCCUUUCUUAGCACGAGUUGCGUUUGCGUAGUGUUUGGGGUAGAGUGCGUGAGUGUUUUGUUUUUGUUUUUUGUUUUUUUUGUUUUUCCCUCUCCUCUUUCGGUUGUGAGUUCUCCGAACUAUACAAGUCAACAUGCCUUGCCUGUGUUCUCCCUCCACCCACGCUGGCUCGUUCCGGUGCCGCUUGCACCGUUCUCAUUCGUGGGGCGGACGUACUUACGUGCCGAGGUCGGGUGAGGAUUUGGAAAUGUCGACGGAUUCGUUGAUUGAGAACUGCUUGAAUAAGGACUCGAAGUCAAACUUGAAGCCCGUGUCUUCACUCCCUGCUCCCUCGCGCACUCCAACUGUUAGGAGUCCACCGAAGGGGACAAGCAGGUUGCGGAACAUGGUGUGCAGCUCAGACGAGGAGGACGAAGUUGUUAAGCCAUCGGUCCCUGUCAUUGAACGUAUGCCCAGCAUGAAGAUGGCAUCGGGAACUGGAGGCAGCUAUUCUUCGGCGCCUGGUGGGCGUGCCGCCAUGUUCAGGAUGCUCAAGACUGGCCAACCGAUUUCUAGGAUCUACUCAUAAUGCUAUCAAUCCUUGGUAGUGUUCCCGACACAUGUAUGAUAUCUUGGUCUCUCUUCUGUAAUUAAUUAGAGGUCAUAUGCCCGCUCCGAUUCUACUAAGCGUCGGCACAUGAAACGCGUAACUUUGUAUAGUUCUACGAGUCGUUUUUUUUCUUUUACACCGGUUUGCACACCGGAUCUACUGCCGCCUGUUUGAUAUCGAAUAGAAGAGCUUGGUUCCUCUAUCGAUUGCCACAAAAUUUUCGAGACCCAGUGCUAGGACCUUAUCUUUGUAGAGAUGAACAGUCAUUGUCGUCCGAGUUUUGUGGACGAGUUUUGUACACAGGGUGAGCAUCAUUUGUGCUCUAUAGCAUGAUGUUUUUUCUAGUCGUGUAA